Lutzomyia longipalpis is the source of this 4285-nucleotide messenger RNA. RefSeq lists its product as uncharacterized. NCBI's taxonomy places the organism in Eukaryota, Metazoa, Arthropoda, Insecta, Diptera, Psychodidae. The record is from RefSeq and is a predicted model, not a curated record. The coding region runs from base 164 to 3805 and encodes 1213 amino acids. The transcript is spliced from 5 exons. Gene Ontology annotation, molecular function: FAD binding; oxidoreductase activity; iron-sulfur cluster binding.
UGAUUCUCAAUUCAAUAUUCUAUAUUUAAUGCUUUCCAUAAGAAAUUGAAGAAAAUCGUUAAAUUAAAUUCCUUCAUUUUUAGUAAAUCCAAAAACCCUGCCACAUGACACGUCUCUAAAUACCUUCAUUCGCAUCCAUGCUGGACUUACCGGAACAAAAUUUAUGUGUAGAGAAGGUGGUUGUGGGUGUUGUAUAGUUCUAUUGAGACGCCCAAAUUCAACAACCAGAAAAGAAUGGAUCGGGGCAGUGAACUCAUGCUUGACGUCAAUUUACUCAUGCCAUGGAUUUGAAGUGAUUACAGUUGAAGGUGUGGGUGGACGAAAGAGAGGAUUUCACACCAUUCAGACGCGUCUAGCAAACAUGAAUGGAUCUCAGUGUGGCUACUGCUCUCCGGGCUUGGUAAUGAGCAUGGUUGCCUUAAUGGAGGAUCGCCAAGGAAAAUUUUCAAUGAAAGAAGUAGAAAAAUAUUUUGGCGGGAAUAUCUGUCGCUGUACAGGAUAUCGUCCAAUUCUGGAUGCAUUUAAAUCCUUGGCUGAAGAUGCGGAUUCCUCACUAACUCCUCCUUGCACCGACAUCGAAGACUUACCUAUGAAAUGUGUUUUCACCAGAGAUCACAAUUGUCUGCUUCAAUUAGACUUUGUUCAUUUUUCAUUAAACCAUUCAACUGAUUGGUUUCGCGUAAGGAACUUAGAUGACAUCAUAAAAAUUCUAAGCCAGUUUCCCUACCGUCCAUAUAUGCUUGUUGGAGGAAAUACCGGUCAUGGAGUUUACAGACGAGAGGAAGACUUGAAAGUUUUCAUUGAUAUUAGUGAUGCGGAAGAACUAAAAAUAACAGCCAUGGCUUGCGCUCUUGAAGUCGGAGCUGCUGUUACAAUUGCAGAUUUCAUUGACCAUCUGCGGUAUGCUGCUGAUCAAAACAGCGAAUUUUUCUAUUGCCAUCAAAUGGCGAAUCAUUUGGAAUUAGUAGCUCAUCCAGCAGUUAGAAAUGUCGGUACAAUUGGAGGGAAUUUAAUGUUGAAACAUGAACAUCCUGAAUUUCCUUCAGACGUCUUCCUUCUACUUGAAACCGUUGGAGCCUUUUUAACAAUUGUAGACAACAGUGGAAUGCAUCGGGUUGUAUUUGUUGAGGAUUUUAUGAGCAAAUCUAUGCGUCAUCAGCUUAUCCUGAAGAUUACUCUUCCACCUCUAAAUCCUGAGAAAUAUCGAUUUCUUUCUUAUAAAAUCAUGCCACGAGCCGAAAAUGCCCAUGCCAUCGUUAACGCGGGAUUUCUCUUUAAAUUUAAUGCAGAAAAGACAAUCACCUACUCGGCAAGAAUAUGCUACGGUGGGAUUAAUCCGAGAUUCAUUCAUGCUACGAAAACAGAAAAUCUUUUAGCCACAAAGAAUCUCUUCACCAAUGAAACCAUCAUGUCGUUGAUGACAUCCCUCAAUGAAGAACUCAAAAUGGAUUACAAUCUGCCAGACUUUACGCCACGAUACCGAAAGAUCUUGGCCAUGGGCCUUCUCUACAGAGCCAUUAUAAAUUUGGCGCCACCAGGAAAGGUUCAGGAUCGUCUUAAGAGUGGCGCUGAACCACUAUUUCGAAGUCUUUCUUCAGGGAAGCAGUGGGUAACUGCCCCGGAGAAUGCUUUGCCUAAAAUUGAUGCUCUUCUUCAAUGUAGUGGGGAAGCUAUGUACAUAAAUGAUAUGCCCUUCAUGCGAGGAGAAGUUUGGGGAGCUUUCGUUCCUGCAACAGAGAUUUCAGCUCAUAUUCUCGAUAUUGAUGUUACUGAAGCUCUGAAAAUACCCGGUGUAGUGGCUUUCUUCUGUGCAAAGGAUAUUCCUGGAAUUAAUUCUUACAUGACAAAGUUCUUCUGUCCACCACUUGAGAUUGUUGAAGGAGAAGAAGUCUUCUGCAGUGGUACAGUCUUGUACCAUAGUCAACCUGUUGGGAUAAUUGUGGCUGAAACAUUGGAUUUAGCAAAGAAAUCAGCCAAACUUGUGAAAAUUACCUACAGCAGCCCAUCACUAAAGAAACCAAUGCUGUCUGUUGAUGAUGUUUUUGAAUUUCAAGAUAAUGAACGAAUUUUCAAUUUUGAAACUCGUUUAAAUGCCAAAAGUGCGGGUAAUGACGCCGUAAAGGCAUUUUUCGGGAAAAUUAAAUUUUCCGAUCAGUACCAUUUUCACCUGGAACCACAAACAGUAAUCUGUGUACCAACAGAAUCAGGAAUGGAAGUCAACUGUGCAACGCACUUCCUUCACUUUGUCCAAAUGGCUAUAGGACAAGUUUUAAAUAUUCCUGAAAAUUCAAUUUACAUGAAACUCGAAAGAAUGGGAGGAAGUUUUGGAGGGAAAGCCUCCAAGUCAGCUCAUGUUGCCUCUGCAGCUGCAAUUGCUUGUCACUAUCUUCGAAGACCUGUUAGAUUUGUAUUGAGCAUAGAGGAAAACAUGAUGGUAAUUGGAAAACGUUUUCCCUCCCUGGCAUGCUACCAAGUUGAGGUGGAUCAAAGUGGAAAAAUUCAAAAACUAAAUAUUACUCAAUACGUUAAUAUGGGUACUUCUAAAAAUGAAUUUACAAGAAGAGAAAUUUUAAUAGAUUACCUCACAGCCCUAUAUGAUUCUUCUACAUGGUCUGUAGACUUUAAAGGAGUUCAUACAGAUAUUCAUCCUCAUACAUGGUUAAGAGCUCCUAAUUUCCUAGAAACUCUCGCAAUGGCGGAAGUUGUAAUGGAACACAUAGCAGUUGAGCUUCAUCUUGAUCCUCUUGCAGUUCGCAUGGCAAAUUUACUUGAAGAUUCCCCUAUACGGAGCAUUCUUCCCCAAUUUCUCAAUGAAUGCGAUUUUGAGGAACGUCGGAAACACGUAGCAGCAUUUAAUUCAGCCAAUCGAUGGAAAAAGCGCGGGAUAGCUUUUGUUCCAAUGAAUUAUCUUGUACCACUAGGCUUUCGAUACGCUGUUCUUGUAGCUGUCUACACCAUGGACGGAACUGUAAGCGUAUGCCAUGGAGGUGUUGAAAUGGGUCAGGGACUCAAUACCAAGAUAAUCCAAAUUGCAGCAAAGACACUCGGUAUUCCCAUUAGUUUUAUAAAUAUCAAACCAGCAAAUACUCUUGUGAAUGCAAAUGUUUCACCAACUGGUGGAUCUCAGACUUCAGAUGCAGUAGGAAGGCUCGUUAUCGAAGCCUGCAACAUAAUCUUGGAACGCAUGAAGCCUGUUAGAGAAGAGAAACCUACAGCAACGUGGGCUGAACUAGUAGAAGCUACAUUUGAAAGGGAGAUCUCAUUAGUUUCCUUUGUUACUGAUAUGGGCAAAGAUCCUAUUCAGUACAGUGUCUGGGGUGUUGCUUGUGCUGAGAUUGAAAUUGAUGUCCUUACUGGAGAUUUCCUCCUACAGAGAGUAGAUAUUGCUGAAGAUGUUGGAGAGAGUCUCAAUCCAAAUAUCGACGUGGGCCAAAUUGAAGGAGCUUUCGUGAUGGGACUCGGCUACUGGUUGCAGGAGAAGAUCAUUCGAAAUCCUGAAACUGGGGAAAUUCUAACAAAUCGAACUUGGAACUACAAGCCUCCUGUUGCAAGAGACAUCCCUGUGGACUUCCGAGUAUCUUUCCUAAAAGGACAAAAUCUCCCAGCUGGAAUUAUUGGAGCUAAGGGAACAGGAGAGCCUGCAAUUUGUAUGUCCAUCGUAGCUAUCUUUGCUCUGAGGAAUGCGCUAGAAUCUGCAAGAAAGGAUGCAGGAUUGCCGUAUUCCUUUAUAGAAUUGCAUGCACCAACAACAAAGGAGGAUAUCCUUCUUCUAUCAGGGACUAGAAACUGCCAGUUUAGCCUUUAGUAUAUUUUUCCUGAGGACUACAGACAAAAUAUUUCCAUUUUAUUUAACAAUUAUUUUAUUUAUUCUUUUUUUUUUUGCAUACAAAAGGAUUUUUUAAGUUCUUUUAAAACUUCUUUUCAAGUCCGUCAGUCAGUCUGUCAGCAAGAUUAUUUAAGAAAAAAAACUAAGCCAGGAUCUAAUAAUUAGUGGCUUAGAAAGCGUAGGGGUAAUUUGGAUAGUUGUAUGGAUUUACAGAAUAUGGAUUCAAAGGAUAAGCGGAGUAAGGAUAAGCAGUCCUGGCAAAUGUAGGAGCAACAUAUGGUGAUGGAGCUGCAUACGGUGAUGGGGCUACAUUAGGUGCUGAAGCCACGAAAGGAGCUGCUGGAGCUGCAGCAAUUAAGGGUGCAGCAGCAGGGGCCACAAUUGGAUGAGCUACUGCAUGAUUAACUGCAAAAUAAAGUUUUUUUUAAUAAAAUAUUUUUUUCUUAGGGGAGAGCGGGG